UUUCUCAGAUCGUUUUUUUUUGUGUACAGUAGCUCAGUCAAUCUCUGAGUUAUUCUGCGUUUCGUAUUAACAGUGUCGAGCAAAUGGCAGACCGUAAUGCACUGAUCACCCAGUUCAUGGACGUGACCAACUCGUCCGACCGGGCGAUGGCCGAGAGCCUGCUGGUCGCAUUCAACUGGGACUUGGAUGCUGCGAUUGCAAUGGCGCUGGGCGAGGAGGACGCAAUCAUGUCGUCGGAGAACAGCUCGACGUCCGAGCAGGACUUUGCCCCGUCGUACGAUCCGAGCAGCGGCAACAGCCGGUUCCAGCAGCUGUACCAGCAGGAGCAGAAGCACGACACAAGCAAGCUGGACGCGGAAAUGCGCCGACUCGGGCUGAAGCCAAUCUCGGACGAGGUCUAUGACAUGCUCGAUUCGCGUUCGGAUCGUCCUGUGAACCGACCUCAGCCGCAGCCCCAGCCCCAGCCCCACCCGCAGCCUCAGCCGCAGCAGGUGCAACAACCACUACAACAACAACAGCAACAACCGCAAGGUCUGGACACAAACCCAAAGGCUCCUCUAGUGCUCGAACCGCCAGUGCGCACCGCACCCAAACCAUCAUCGCACAGAAAGCUGAGCGACGACGACGACGAUGAUGACGAUGACGAGGAUGAUUAUGGCAAUCGCUAUGGGUACUCCGGGCGUUCAGCAAACUUUGUGCGCCCUCCGGCAUUUGGCGCCCUCCAAGCGGCCCCGUUUAUGGCGACCCAAGGAAAGUUGCUCAGCGCUUCGCAACCUAGCAGCGCAAGCCCCGUUGUGCGCACCGCCUCACCGAUGGACGGUGUGCAUGUCCAUUUUAACGUGAAUUGGCACGAGACCCCGUAUCCCAUUCAGCUGCAGGCCUCUCGCCCUUUGAAAGACCUGCGAGCGGAAAUUGCUCGCUUGACAAGGCUGGCCCCAGCCAACCAGCUGCUCAUUGGGCUUGAUGCCGGUCCUGAGGAUGACAACCGGCCGCUCGGACAGAUCCUUGGUGCAGCGCGAACCCGAGAUAUCUUUCUGGCAGAUCGUCGCGAGUACGAAGGCGGGUUGGAGGAUACACAUUCGCCGGUGCUGAUUGACAGUGAUGACGACGAAGAAGCCAGCGAAGUGCUGACCACUGUCACCUACAAUGGGCAAGUGAUUGAAUUGCACGUCGUCGAGUCCCAAACUGUCGGUGAAAUGAAAGAGCAACUGGAGAGCAGAGCCAACGUUGCGUAUCCCGACAUUGAGCUGACUGGCUGGCCCCGAGGACAGCAACCUACCGAUAGGACAACCAUCAAGUCUCUCUUGCCUCCUGGGCAGUCAACACUGGCGCUCACACUUGUCAAUCGCUGGAACAAUAGUGGCGAUUCGGGCCGGGAUGCUCGGCCACGACGCGUUCAAGCAGAAGGGUCUGCACGCAACGAUGCAACGAGCGCGUCUCCUGUCGUUGAGGAGCCCGAUUCGGAUAGUGAAAUUGAUGUCUUUUACGAACCAGCGGAUGAGGCUGACAACGACGAGGAUGAUGCUGAGGACCAAUACGAAGACGACUCGUUGUUUGACGACGCUUUUGACGCCGAUGGCGUUAUGAGCGACCCAACUUUGUCAGAAGUUCCUGAUGCGAUGGACGAAACUGUCGCCUGCAGCGAAUUUGUCGACAAGUUUGUUGAGCGGUUCCACACAAAAGUCCAACCCGUUUUCUUUGUUGGCUCGUUUGGAGAUGCACUGCGAGAGGCGACCAAGGAAGGCAAAUGCCUCUUCUUCUACCUGCAUUCGGAUACGAGCGCUGAGAGCAACGUCUUUUGCAGCCAAGUUCUGUGUGACGAAGCGAUUGUGCGCUAUUUGACCGAGAACUUUGUCAUCUGGGGCUGGGACAACACGACGGCCUCUCGCCAACGACAGCUUCCCCGCAUUGUUUCCCGAUUCGGCACAAUCGAUGCCUUGACUAACAUCGAGCACUACCCGCACUGCUUUUUGCUUGCUCGAGUUGCAGGUUCACUCCACACCCUCAAUAUUGUGAAAGGCUUUGUUCCUGUUGAAGAGCUCUACACCAAGCUCUUGCAAACUACGGAAACGUCGGCACCCAUGUUGCAGGAGGAGGCCACCAAGGACCGUGCGCGAAACAGUGAGCGCUUGGCUCGCGAGGAGAUCAAGAUCGAGCAAGAUCGCCUUUAUCGAGAGUCGCUCGAGCAAGAUCGUCUGAAGGAGCUUGAAAAGCAAAAGGCGAUCGACGAACAACAGCGGCUUGAGGCUGAAGCGCACCAGCAGGCCGAGGACGAGCAAACGCGCAUUGCCAUCUUGAUUUCCACCAUUCCACCCGAGCCUGCUCCAGGAUCCAGCGACGUGGCCACCUUCCGCAUCCGAAUUCCCGGCGGCGAUCCAAUCACCCGACGAUUUUUGGGCUCCACUCCGAUUCGAACUCUCAUCAAUUUCAUCGAGACGCAAGGCUUGAGCGAGAAGGACUACCGCAUCGUUGCCGAUCGCCCUCGUCGCAUUAUCAAUGAAAUGACUCCAGACAUGUCCUUGAAGGAGGCCAAGCUCUUCCCUCAAGAGACCCUUCAUGUUGAAAGCCGCUAACGCCGUCAAUUGAGUUGUUGGUUUUUGCAGCAUUUUGUUGAUUCUCCAUUCUUCCAAUUUUUAACUCUCCAUCCAUUUUUUGUUUCCAAGCACGCUAUUCCUCGAAUCUGAGCUCACUCUUUUGAAUCAUAUUCUG
This is a messenger RNA of Capsaspora owczarzaki ATCC 30864, 2709 nucleotides long. RefSeq lists its product as hypothetical. Gene Ontology annotation, molecular function: ubiquitin binding. The transcript has 8 exons. Gene Ontology annotation, cellular component: endoplasmic reticulum. Bases 84 to 2573 code for a protein of 829 amino acids. NCBI's taxonomy places the organism in Eukaryota, Filasterea, Ministeriida, Capsasporidae. The record is from RefSeq and is a predicted model, not a curated record.